Sabethes cyaneus is the source of this 516-nucleotide messenger RNA. RefSeq lists its product as uncharacterized. The coding region runs from base 1 to 516 and encodes 171 amino acids. Lineage: Eukaryota; Metazoa; Arthropoda; Insecta; Diptera; Culicidae. The record is from RefSeq and is a predicted model, not a curated record. The transcript has a single exon.
AUGCCGUGUGCUCGUCCGGAUAUCAGUUACUCCGUCGGAUACCUUGGCAGAUACCAACAGAAUCCUGGUGACCUCCACUGGCAGUCACUGAAAAGAAUUGUUCGCUACUUGAAAGGCACAAAGGAGUUAAAGCUGCAGUACACCAAGAAGGAUGGUCCCACUACUCUCGUAGGAUUUGCCGACGCCGAUUGGGUUUCAGACGCCGUAGACCGAAAGUCGGUUAGCGGCUUCGUGUUCCAAGUGUUUGGCUGCACAGUUUCCUGGGCUAGCAGGAAGCAGCAGAUGGUAGCCUUAUCAUCCAGUGAAGCUGAGUAUGGUGCGCUGAGCUUAGCUGUCUCGGAAGGCUUAUGGCUGAAAGGAAUUCUUAUGGACCUUUACAUGCUGUCAUCGGAUCAAAUGUUCACGAUUUACGAAGACAACCACGGAUGUAUUUCAAUGGCGAAGAACGUAAAAGGGCGAAACAUAUUAAUGUCAAGCACCACUUCUUGCGUGAUUACGUCAACAGGGGAACUCUGA